Messenger RNA from Homalodisca vitripennis (glassy-winged sharpshooter), 706 nucleotides. Its product is annotated as cytochrome P450 6j1-like. The coding region runs from base 145 to 627 and encodes 160 amino acids. Gene Ontology annotation, molecular function: heme binding; iron ion binding; monooxygenase activity. The transcript has 3 exons. The record is from RefSeq and is a predicted model, not a curated record. NCBI's taxonomy places the organism in Eukaryota, Metazoa, Arthropoda, Insecta, Hemiptera, Cicadellidae.
AAUGGCUUGCCAAAUAUUUGUCAUAUUUGCUGGCGGGUUUGAAACGUCAUCUACAGUUUCCUCAACAGCUUUGUACGAAAUGGCUUUGCAUCCCGACAUACAAGAAAAGGUCCGGAAAGAAGUGGAUGAAGUUUCUUUCCAGACAUGAAAGGAGUUAUUACCUACCAAGCAUUAAAGGAAAUGUCCUACGUGGAGCAAGUCAUUUAUGAGGCACUUCGUCGCUAUUCUCCUUUCCCUAUACUGACCAGAAACUGCACCAAGCAAUAUCAGAUGUCAGAUGGCCUGGUGAUCGAGAAAGGCACAAGAGUUGUCAUUCCCUUGGUUGCACUGCAUCACGAUUCAGACUACUAUCCGGACCCUUACCGGUUUGAUCCAGAACGUUUUAGUCCUGAAAAUCUUCGUAAUCAUCUUGGCACAACUUCUAUUCCUUUCGGAGAUGGCCCGAUGGUUUGCCUCGGGCAACGUUUUGGAAAAAUGCAAGCCAAAUGUGUGAUUGCCACAAUUAUCUCUCAAUUCGAGCUGACGCCAGUUCCGGAGACUCCAACUCAAUUGACAAUAGACCCUCUUCAGUUCCUUACAACUAUGGCACAUCCAAUCCUCAUCAGAUUGUCAAAAACGAAAGGAUAAACUACAUUAGCAUUAUGUUAUUGGAAACAAAAAAAUUAAUAAAAAUUGAAUGAAACCUAAAUAAAAUUUUAUAGUAUUA